AUGAAGGCCUCCACCAUCAUCUCCACCAUCGUCUCCAUGGCCGUCGUCGCCAGCGCCGUGCCUACUGCUGACGUCGCGGUUGAGGCUCGCACCGACAAGACUCUCACCGGUGCCUCCGAGACCUGCUCGUCCAACCAGGUCGUCUCGUGCUGCAACACCUCCGACAAGACGACCUCCACCGGCCUCCUCAGCACCAUCAUCGGUAGCAUCGCCGGCAACAGCUGCGUCGGCGUCGGUGCCAGCGUCUUGAACCUCCUCGGCGCCAGCCCUGCCAACGGAGUCUGUGGCAACUCCAACAGCGUCAAGUGCUGCUCGGGCGACAAGAACACCGGCGUGCUCGUCGUCGACCUCGACAUCCUCUCUUGCAGCGACAUCCUCUAG
Diplodia corticola is the source of this 381-nucleotide messenger RNA. RefSeq names its product hemagglutinin. Lineage: Eukaryota; Fungi; Ascomycota; Dothideomycetes; Botryosphaeriales; Botryosphaeriaceae. Bases 1 to 381 code for a protein of 126 amino acids. The record is from RefSeq and is a predicted model, not a curated record. The transcript is spliced from 3 exons.